This is a messenger RNA of Mustela lutreola (European mink), 1210 nucleotides long. Its product is annotated as folate receptor alpha-like. The record is from RefSeq and is a predicted model, not a curated record. Bases 314 to 1078 code for a protein of 254 amino acids. The transcript has 7 exons. Gene Ontology annotation, biological process: cell adhesion; sperm-egg recognition; fusion of sperm to egg plasma membrane involved in single fertilization. Lineage: Eukaryota; Metazoa; Chordata; Mammalia; Carnivora; Mustelidae. Gene Ontology annotation, molecular function: signaling receptor activity. Gene Ontology annotation, cellular component: external side of plasma membrane.
GGGUGGAGGAUGCCUGGUAGGGGCAAGUCCCGUCUAGAUGAGUUCCCUCCUUCAGGCAUUCCUAGAUCUCUGGUCAUUCUUCUCCAAUCAGCAGAAGGUCGCCUGGUCUUAUAAAGCCAGGAGAGAGGUCUGAAGGGUCCGAGGGCCCUUCACCUGCUGAGGUUUUCCAAGGCCUUAACCCUCCCUGCUCUUCACAGGAUUCAGUGCCCACAAUAAUUAGCGUGCAAUAAUUAACUGAGUAGGGCAAGGGGGACUGCGGAGCUGAGCAGAAGCCUGAGCAGGACCAGGAACCCUUCCUCUCCCAGAGGCUGACAUGGCCCGACGGGUGACAACACAGCUGCUGCUCCUUCUGGUGGGGGUGGCCGCAGUAUGGGCGACCCGGUCCAGGACUGAGCUUCUCAAUGUCUGUAUGGAUGCCAAGCACCACAAGGAAAAGCCAAGCCCGGAGGACGAGCUACAUAAACAGUGCAGCCCCUGGAAGAAGAAUUCCUGUUGCUCCACCAACACCAGCCAGGAAGCCCAUAAGGAUAUCUCCUACCUGUACAGAUUCAACUGGAACCACUGCGGACAAAUGACACCUUCCUGCAAGCGCCACUUCAUCCAGGACACCUGCCUAUAUGAGUGCUCCCCUAACCUGGGGCCCUGGAUCCAGGAGGUGAACCAGAGCUGGCGCAAGGAGCGCAUCCUUGACGUGCCCCUGUGCAAGGAGGACUGCCAGCAAUGGUGGGAGGACUGUCGCACCUCCUACACCUGCAAAAGCAACUGGCACCAGGGCUGGGACUGGACCUCAGGCUAUAACCGGUGCCCAGCAGGAGCUGCCUGCCUUCCCUUCCAUUUCUACUUCCCCACACCUGCUGCUCUGUGCAGUGAAAUCUGGACUCAUUCCUACCAGGCCAGCAACUACAGCCGAGGGAGUGGCCGUUGCAUCCAGAUGUGGUUUGACCCAGCCCAGGGCAACCCCAAUGAGGAGGUGGCGAGGUUCUAUGCCAUGGCCAUGAGUGCUGGGGCCCUGUCCCGAGGGGUGGAGCCUCUUCUGCUCAGCCUGGCCCUGAUGCUGCAGCUCAGGCUCCUGGGUUGAGCUUCUUUUACCCUCUGAUACCUGCACAGCCCUGCCCGGUUGAGCCCCAAAGCUCCUAGCCAUCCACCUCCUAUUCCUUGGCCAGGGAUGGGGCUUUGACUGACAGUUUGAAUAAACCAGACACCCACCAGG